UAGCCUUUUGAUUGUCUUCGGAGUCUGUUAUUGGAAUUUGUCAACAUGAGGACCAGAGUUGUGCCAAUGAAAGUCAAGGAAGCAAUUAUGAGGCUGAGAAAGAGAGAGAGAAAAAACUGAAACUUAGGCUAAAACUUAGGCUGACCAAAAUCAGCUGUUUGGAGCAUCAUUAAGAAGAAAGAAAGCACUAAUGAGCUCAGAAAUCACAAAGCGCCUAGUAAUCCAUGUAGUUUAAGGUUUUGCUUACGUUUCUGUUUUUUUUUUUUCUUAUUUCACCCCCCUCAUCUGUGAAACAUGGUAGAGUUAGUGCUAUGGCUUGGGCAUGUAUGCAAUAAAUGUACACAAACAAGUAUAAAUAAUCGCAGAUUUCACAGAACGUGAAGUUGUCACAUUUUCUCUGAAAUCGAGUCAACGUCAUCAUACAGUUGGUGGGGUUUUGUGGAGAUUAUAAUACUGCAGCAGAGCUUUCACUGCAAGGGGCAGCAAAGGAUAGACUGAUGACAGUAGGGAGAAAGCACAUUCAUGUCCGUGGAUCAUUUUCCAUCAAGGGAGAAUGGAUUUUUAAUGGUGUACCAUAUUUAAUGCAGCGCUGAAAUGGUAUUACACUGCCAAUCUUAAAAUAACUUUUUUUCUGAAUUUCAUCACUAACAAAAAAGUUCUUGGAUAUUCCUUUCAUCAACAUGCUCGAUUACAACUGCACUGACCAGGAACAGAGUUUCUCUCUGUAGCAGACCAUUCAUUCCAUGAAGUGGAGGUUCUUACCCAAUCAACUUGGAUUUUAACAAGGAUUUUACUUUGGAUAACAGUACAAGACCCAUGGCUUUACUUGAGAGCACCAGCAGCAUUCCGGGUGACAAGCUGCUCUUCCCAGAGAUCGUGGAACUCAAUGUGGGUGGCCAGGUAUACAUAACCCGCUACUCCACUCUAAUCAGCUACCCAGAUUCCCUUCUUGGGAAGAUGUUCACCUCAAAGAGCAACGAAGGGCUGGCGCGUGACACCAAAGGUCGCUUUUUCUUGGAUCGCGACGGUUUCCUUUUCCGUUAUAUCCUGGACUACAUGCGUGACCGUCAGCUGCUGCUCCCAGAAGACUUUCCUGAGCGUGCAAGGCUGCAGCGGGAGGUAGAAUUCUAUAAUCUGCCUGAGCUGGCUAAAAUGCUGGCACCCAGGCUCACCAAACACGGCAAUGAAGGUUGUCUGAGUGACCCUGAAGAUUUCUCUUCCAAAACCAACACUGCCCAUAACCUGGACACACUUAGCAGAGCUGCUCCUCCCUGCACUGGCCUGGUGGUGGAGGGAGGGGAGGCCAGCCACCACUCUGGCUUCAUCACCAUUGGCUAUCAAGGCUCCUACACACCAGGCUGGGACAGCCAGACGGGCGCCAAGUUCCGUCGAGUGGAACGUAUAAUGGUGUGUGGGAAGACCUCUCUGGCUAAGGAGGUUUUUGGGGAUACACUCAAUGAGAGCCAGGAUUCAGAUUGUCCACCGGAGAACUACACAUCAUGCUCUUAUCUGAAGUUCUCCAGUCUAGAUCAAGCCUUUGAUAAGUUGGCUGAGGCUAACUUCACCAUGGUGGCCUGCAACUCAACUGGAAGCUGCUCCUCUGCCCAUGACCAGUCACAUGAGAAAAUCUGGACCAGCCACACAGAAUAUGUGUUCUUCCGUGAGUGA
This is a messenger RNA of Anguilla rostrata (American eel), 1668 nucleotides long. Its product is annotated as BTB/POZ domain-containing protein KCTD12-like. The transcript has 2 exons. The coding region runs from base 817 to 1668 and encodes 283 amino acids. Lineage: Eukaryota; Metazoa; Chordata; Actinopteri; Anguilliformes; Anguillidae. Gene Ontology annotation, molecular function: protein binding. Gene Ontology annotation, cellular component: signaling receptor complex. The record is from RefSeq and is a predicted model, not a curated record. Gene Ontology annotation, biological process: regulation of G protein-coupled receptor signaling pathway; protein homooligomerization.